Messenger RNA from Eremomyces bilateralis CBS 781.70, 1005 nucleotides. RefSeq lists its product as uncharacterized. The record is from RefSeq and is a predicted model, not a curated record. Gene Ontology annotation, molecular function: hydrolase activity. Lineage: Eukaryota; Fungi; Ascomycota; Dothideomycetes; Eremomycetales; Eremomycetaceae. The transcript has 4 exons. The coding region runs from base 1 to 1005 and encodes 334 amino acids.
AUGCCAUUAACAAGUGACAUCACGCUCGACGCGUCCAAAUUCGCUCCCGAUGCCGGGCCAGCCAAGACGUAUGAGACCAACAAGGGGAUUCAGGACCUGAUGUCAAAGACGCCGUAUUGGUUCGAGGUUGGAGCACCGAAGUAUCGGGAGAUGCGGGAGAAGGGACAAACGGCCUUCCCAGCUCCCCGUCGUCUCCCUGAAGGCAAGAACAUUGAGAUCCCUUCGCGAGAGGCGGGGAGGAAUAUCCCAUGCCGAUUGAUGCUGCCCAGCAGCGGGACGGUAAAAGGGACGUACCUAUUCAUUCAUGGCGGAGGAUGGGUGCUCAUGAGCGAGAGUGAUUACGAUUUGUAUCUCAAAUUUGUAGCAGAUAAUUGUGAUUUGGCGGUCAUUUCUGUUGGAUACCGCCUUGCGCCGGAGCAUCCCUUUCCUCAGGGACCCGAAGACUGCAUCGAUGCUGCCGAGUAUCUUGUGGAUAAUUCUCAAGACAAGUUUGGCGGCGAGCUGAUGUUCAUUGGCGGCGAUUCUGCGGGCGGGCACCUCACUGCGGUUGCCGGACUCCAGCUUCUGAAGUCACGCCCUAACUUUAGCUUGAGAGGACUGGUCUAUCUCUACGGGGCCUUCAAUCUCGCUCACUGGUUCCCAUCGGUCGUGAAUUUCGAUAAGACUCUGAUAUUGGACCACAAAAUCAUGGGCGCCUUCUCAAAUGCUUUCCUACCGAACACCAGCGUCGAUGAUCGGACAAACCCGAUGGUCUCGCCGUUCUACGAAAAUCUACGAGGUUUGAAGCUGCCGCCUGCAUUAUUCAUGUGUGGAACGGAGGAUCCCCUUCUAGAUGAUACGGUGAUGAUGAGCGCGAAGUGGAUGAUGGCCGGUGCAGAAGGAAUAGUGAAAAUAUUCCCUGGCGCACCUCACGGCUUUAUUGCAUUCCCGCCGGAGCUGGUGGAAGCGUCCGCCCAGGGAAAGGAGUUUAUCAAGCAGUUUUUGCUGGAGAAGAUAGGCCAAUGA